AUGCAACAUCCGUCGCUUACUGGCAUAUUACAGUCUGCUAUGAAUAUGCAGGAUUCGUCUGAUGGAGAUGACUCUCUUAUUGACGAUAACAGACUUCAGGAUAGUGAUAUUUCGGACCUUUAUUUCGGAGAUGACGGUAAAGAAAACAAGUCAUCGAAUACGUUUUCUGAAGAUGGGGAUCGUUCAAGCUCUAUGCAGAGUACAGAAAUGUCAUCUGCUGUAUCGGGUAAACCUCAGGGAGAUGCGUUUUCGUCCUCCCAAGUUCAAAUUGGAAACUACGAAACAAAUUACCGAGAGGAGAUUGAGAAUCUCCAAAAGAACUAUUCGGCACUGUUGGAAGCUAACGAAAAGGUGAAAUACGAGCUAGAGGCAGAGAAGAGGAAGUCGGAAGGGCAGAUAGCCCAGAUUCUUCGUCUGAAUGAAGAAAUCACCCGUACAGAGGAAGAAAAGCAAGCUCUCGAAAAAUCGCUGCAUGAACUUCAGUCGGACUCUUCGAACCCUACUGCUGGUUAUUACCAGCAAGAGUUGUCUCGGAUCAUUACAGAGAAGAUCACAAACGACGAGGCUCAUCAGCAAGAACUGAACCAGCUUCAGCAGCAGCUUUCAGAUCUGCGAUCAAGCGAGGAGUCUCUCCGCUCUACCAGCGCCUCUCUUCAAUCCGAGCUAGAAUCGCGCGACCAAAGCCUGAGCGAUCUGCAGAAGCAGCUGGAAGCGUCGCAAUCUGCUCUGACUUCGCUCCAAGCCGCGGUCGCCGAGGCCCAGGCAGCUGCAGCCCAGGCGGAGACGGCUCGAAAGGAGGGAGAGACGGAGCGAGAGCGCUUGGCGAGCGAGUUGGAGGCGGCGAAGCAGACGCUGAAAGAGCGAAACGCGCUGGUGGAAACGCAGAAGAGCCAGUUGGCGGAGCAGGAGCAGCGAUUGAUGGAGUUGGAGUUGGAGUUGGAGUCAGAGCGGGACGUGGAUCCCGAAGAGAACGAAUCGUUGAAACGGAGAAACGUGGAACUGGAGAACGAAGUGGCGGAGGCGAAGCGAACGAUGGGAGAGCUGCAGAAGCAGAACGGAGUGUUGAAGCAGCUGAUGGAGACGCAGCAGACGAACAGCGCGACGCUGUCGACGCUCAUCGCGGAGCGGGAAGAAGCGACGUCGAAGAUGGCGGCGGAGAUCGCGCAGCUGCGAGAGAAACUGUUCGCUGCGGAGAGCGAGGGAGCGAAGGGAGCAGAGAUGGAGCGGAGGGUGGCCGAGCUGCAGAACGAGCUGAGGCAGCGCGAUGAGGACAUCCAGUUCAUGAAUGGGGAGCUGAACGCGCUGCAGCAGCAAGUGAACGAGGCUAAGAAGAGGGAGAGCGAGCGAGAAAGCGAGACAGAGUGA
Molecule: messenger RNA, 1365 nt
Organism: Blastocystis hominis
Lineage: Eukaryota; Bigyra; Opalinata; Blastocystidae
Exons: 4
Coding region: 1-1365 (454 amino acids)
Source: RefSeq, a predicted model, not a curated record